Messenger RNA from Drosophila takahashii, 1967 nucleotides. RefSeq names its product putative inorganic phosphate cotransporter. Gene Ontology annotation, cellular component: membrane. Gene Ontology annotation, biological process: monoatomic anion transport; transmembrane transport. Gene Ontology annotation, molecular function: transmembrane transporter activity. The record is from RefSeq and is a predicted model, not a curated record. Lineage: Eukaryota; Metazoa; Arthropoda; Insecta; Diptera; Drosophilidae.
GUGCAGACCUCGGGUUAACCCGCAAACAAAGUGUUCCCCGUGGGCUAUCUUCUCGGACUAUCAUCAUGACCCAUAAACCAUCGAAGGGCCCUCGCCUGGGCGUUCGGCAUCUGCAGUCGUUUCUGCUCUUCCUAGGCCUCACUGUAAUGCACAUCGCCCGUCUGAACGUGAGUGUGGCCAUUGUGGCCAUGACCAAUGCGGCCACCACGAAUCCCAAUUUUCCGGAAUUCGAAUGGACGGAGAAACAAAAGUCGUACAUUCUCUCCAGCUUCUACUGGGGCUACAUCCUGACCCUUUGUCCCGGCAGUUUCCUGUGUCGCCGCUAUGGCGCCAAGGUGGUCCUCUUUGUGGCCAGCUGUGGCACCGCCGUCUUCAGCCUGAUGACCCCUUGGUGCCUUACCUGGGGUGGCUGGCAGGUCUUCUGCGCCAUCCGCAUCCUGCAGGGUCUGUUUCAGGGCGUAAUCUUCCCCUGCGUCACGGAACACCUGGCCAUGUGGUCACCGCCGGAGGAGCGCAAUCGCCUGGGCGCCUUCAGCUACACGGGCACGGAUUGCGGCACCGUGCUGGCCAUGUUCAUCAGUGGCAUGAUCGCCAAGGGAGCGAUGGGCUGGCCGGGCAUUUCCUAUGUCUCCGGAUCUCUGUGCGCCGCCUGGUGCUUCCUCUGGCUGAUAUUCGCAUCCAACAAUGCCACCGAAUCGCGUUUCGUUGGCGAGGCCGAGUGCAAGUACAUUGAAUCCUCGCUGGAGCACAAUGAGGACUUCCACGAACGCACGAUUCCCAUUCCCUGGAAGGCAAUCUGGACCUCGGUGCCCUUCCUCGCCUUGCUGGUCACCCGGUGUGCCGAAACCUACGGAUUGAGCACCCUGCAGGCCGAGAUUCCUUCCUACAUGAAUGGUGUGCUCAACAUGGAGAUCCAGAGCAAUGCGGUCUUCUCAUCGCUACCUUUCUUGGCCAUGUGGCUGCUGUCCUACGUCUAUUUGGUGGCUGCCGAUGUCCUGCUGAAGAAGAAGAUCCUUUCGCUGACCUCCGUGCGCAAGCUGUUCAACACGCUCUCCUUUUGGAUCCCGGCCGCCGCCCUCAUUGGCAUUGGAUUUCUCAGCGAGGAAAACAAGAACCUGGCCAUCGUACUGAUGACCGUGUCGGUGGGCGUGAAUAGUGGGGCCACAAUUGGCAGUUCCCUGAAUUCCAUCGAUCUGUCACCCAAUCAUGCUGGCAUAUUGAUUGGCCUGAGCAAUACGGUGGCGAAUGUUAUUCCCAUCCUCACACCACUGAUUGCUGGCGAGAUCGUGGCCGAUAAGCACAAUCGCGGGCAAUGGCAGAUCGUCUUUGGACUGGCAGCAGUCAUAUUCUUUGUGGGCAAUGUUGUCUUCAUCAUUUGGGGAACCGCCAAGGCGCAGCCCUGGGAUGCCGAUGACUUCCUGCAGCCAAAGGAUGCGGAAACAGCCUGCGAAAAGGAGAAAAGUACACCCACGCCCGCAGAGAUCGCACCACCCAUCGAUCCCGUUCUGGAGCAGCAAAUCAGUUGGCCCGAAAGGUAUACGGCCAAAGCCAUCGAGUGAUUUGUGGAGGAAGUGCUGGACGCCAAAGUGCCCGCCAAAGAACAAUUGCUUUUGUUAAUCAGUAUUAAGACAUAAGUAGGCUGUAAUUUAUAUUUAUUCUAUUUAUAAGGCGUGACCGUAGCGCUAAGGCUUAAGUAAAUUAUUUUCAAUUGAAUCGCUUUGUUGUUACCAAUCGCUCGUGAUUUCGGCACUCGAAUCGAGGAAGAGCCCGAUCGGCAGGCGCAAUCUAAUCAGUUAAUUUAUCUUAUAAAUGUAUAUAAGCACUCAUAUUUAUUUUGGAUUGGGGCUCAUGCGACCAAUUGUCAAUGGCCCAAAGCUUAGGCUGAGUGCUUUGCACUGCCUCCCUUUCGAUGGGUUCAAAAACAUUUGCCACAGCUGUUUGUGAAUAUAUGAUAUAUGGAUUGUGAU